This is a messenger RNA of Paralichthys olivaceus (Japanese flounder), 2586 nucleotides long. The record is from RefSeq and is a predicted model, not a curated record. Lineage: Eukaryota; Metazoa; Chordata; Actinopteri; Pleuronectiformes; Paralichthyidae.
AGUGUCCUGUGGUAAAGUUUGGGAGUCCUGGUUCACACACCCCGCAGCUCUGCGGAGUGUCAGGGUGAGGGAGAGGGUGAGGGAGGGGGUGAAUCUGCAGGACUCACCACGCCUCGGUGAGUUCGUCAGCCAUAUUGACUGUGCGUGCACCUCCGGCCGUGGGAGCCUGGCGGAGGAGUCUCCCGCAGCCAGUAUCACGGUAUCACCGCGUCAGCCCUCGGUGCGCACCGUGUCCGGUAAACAGCGCAGAGGAGGACGGGAAGGUGAACCGCUCUAUUUUUACGCGCGGUGGAUCUAUAUAAAGACUCGCAGCCAGCUGGAGGAGGGGGGUGACAGUUGGACACAUCCUCAGCCACCGGGCGUCAGAGGCGCUGGUCCCCCGUAGGGAGGCAGAAAGACGGAGGACAACUUCUUUGCGGUUUCUCAGAAUCAGGGAACAGCUGGAGAGAGGAGGAAGAUGCCUAAACCGAUUAAUGUGCGCGUCACCACCAUGGACGCUGAGCUGGAGUUUGCCAUCCAGCCCAACACCACAGGCAAACAGCUCUUCGACCAGGUGGUGAAGACGGUGGGUUUGAGGGAGGUCUGGUUCUUCGGCCUCCAGUACACAGACAGUAAAGGCUACGUGACGUGGCUCAAACUCAACAAAAAGGUGACCCAGCAGGAUGUGAAGAAGGAGAAUCCGCUGCAGUUCAAGUUCAGAGCAAAGUUCUUCCCAGAGGACGUUUCCGAGGAGCUCAUCCAGGAGAUCACACAGAAGCUCUUCUUCCUGCAGGUGAAGGAGGCCAUUCUAAACGAUGAGAACUACUGUCCCCCGGAGACGGCCGUGCUGCUGGCCUCCUACGCUGUCCAGGCCAAGUAUGGAGAUUACAGCAAAGACGUUCACAAGCCGGGCUACCUGGCCUCCGACCGGCUACUGCCACAACGAGUUCUGGAGCAACACAAGCUGACAAAGGAACAGUGGGAGGACAGAAUACAGACCUGGCACGAGGAACACAGGAGCAUGCUCAGGGAGGACGCCAUGAUGGAGUAUCUGAAGAUCGCUCAGGACCUGGAGAUGUACGGCGUCAACUACUUUGAGAUAAAAAACAAGAAGGGUACGGAGCUGUGGCUCGGGGUCGACGCGCUCGGGCUCAACAUCUAUGAGCAUGAGGACAAGUUGUCGCCAAAGAUCGGUUUCCCCUGGAGUGAGAUCCGAAACAUCUCCUUCAACGACAAGAAGUUUGUCAUUAAGCCCAUCGACAAGAAAGCUCCAGACUUUGUGUUUUACGCUCCUCGGUUGCGCAUCAACAAGCGCAUCCUGGCGUUAUGUAUGGGAAACCAUGAGCUGUACAUGAGGAGGAGGAAGCCCGACACCAUCGAGGUGCAGCAGAUGAAGGCUCAGGCCCGAGAGGAAAAACACCACAAACAGAUGGAGAGAGCGCAGCUGGAGAACGAGAAGAAGAAGCGAGAGCACGCGGAGAAGGAAAAGGAGCGAAUAGAGAGAGAGAAGGAGGAGCUGAUCCAGAGGCUGAGGCAGAUCGAGGAGCAGACUCAGAGAGCUCAGAAAGAGCUGGAGGAUCAGACUCGCAGAGCGCUGGAGUUGGAGCAGGAGAGGAAGCGAGCGAAGGAGGAGGCCGAGCGUUUGGAGAAAGAGAGGCAGGCGGCGGAGGAGGCCAAGGCGUCGUUGGCUCAGCAGGCGGCCGACCAGAUGAAGAACCACGAACAGCUGGCUGCUGAAUUAGCGGAGUUCACUGCUAAAAUCGCUCUGCUGGAGGAGGCCAAGAGGAAAAAAGAAGAGGAAGCAACAGAGUGGCAACACAAAGUAGGUGUCAAAUGUUUGUGGGUUAACAUCUGUAAACGUCUGUGUCGGUUUCUCUCUGUGAAUUUGCACAUGUGUUGUUUCCAGGCUCUUUCAGCACAAGAUGACCUGGAAAAGACCCGGGAGGAGCUGAAGUCGGCCAUGACGUCUCCACCGGCGCCGGAGGACGACGAGCACGACGAAACCAACGCCGAGGCGAGCGCCGAGCUGCUCAGCGACGGCGUCACCAGCCACCGCAGCGAGGAGGAGCGCAUCACUGAGGCGCAGAAGAAUGAACGUGUCAAGAAACAGCUUCAGGCUCUGAGUUCCGAGUUGGCCGAGGCCCGUGACGACACAAAGAAAACUCAGAACGACAUGCUGCACGCCGAGAACGUCAGGGCGGGAAGAGACAAGUACAAAACGCUGCGUCAGAUCCGCCAGGGUAACACCAAGCAGCGCAUCGACGAGUUUGAGUCCAUGUGAGGGGGGAGGGUGGACACAACGGCGUCAACGCAUCACUUCCCUCGUGAAGCCCGACACCUGCAGGAGCUCCUGCUGUGGUCCUGUCAGGAGAAGGAACAACCAGCUGACGGGCUUUGUAGCUUCAGCCUCGCCAAAGCUCUGCCGAGCAGCGGUUAGCCAAUCACACAGCGACCUGCUUUUUAGAGCGCCGCCCCCCCCCCCUGCCCUGACCCCAACGAAGCACGUCUUUUAAUCGGUUGGAAAUAUAGCAAGCGACGUAUUCUGUCAACCACGGACUCCUCCCUUUUACAAUACUGACAAUAUUAAUGCUUGCAUGUCCGAUAAAU